Lolium perenne is the source of this 808-nucleotide messenger RNA. RefSeq lists its product as uncharacterized. Gene Ontology annotation, molecular function: structural constituent of ribosome; protein binding. Gene Ontology annotation, biological process: translation. Gene Ontology annotation, cellular component: ribosome. Lineage: Eukaryota; Viridiplantae; Streptophyta; Magnoliopsida; Poales; Poaceae. The record is from RefSeq and is a predicted model, not a curated record.
CACGUCCGCGGCGCUGCUCACUGCGCAGCACCAAACACCACCACCCCGGCGAGAGCGAGGGAAGCAAUCGGAGGAGGCAGGAUACAGAUCUUCGUCAAGACGCUGACGGGGAAGACGAUCACGCUCGAGGUCGAGAGCAGCGACACCAUCGACAACGUCAAGGCUAAGAUCCAGGACAAGGAAGGUAUCCCCCCGGACCAGCAGCGUCUCAUCUUCGCAGGGAAGCAGCUGGACGAUGGCCGCACCCUGGCCGACUACAACAUCCAGAAGGAAUCCACGCUUCACCUCGUGCUGCGCCUCCGUGGUGGCAGCAGAGGCGGCUACCCCCAGUACCUCGCCAUCGACCUCCGCAUCCUCGCGCAGAAGUACAAUGAGAACAAGUUUGUCUGCCGCAAGUGCUAUGCACGACUUCCCCUCAGGUCUACCAAGUGCCGCAAGAAGAAGUGUGGCCACAGCGACAAGCUGAGGAUGAAGAAAAGGUUCAUGUCUAAGUUUGCGAAAGACUCCCAAUGAGCAUUGAAAGGAUGAAAUGCGCAUAUGCUGAAUCAACCGCCUUAGGAGUCGUGUCAGAGUUAUCACCAGAGUUUAUGUUUUCUCUUAGUUGAAAGUUUGCUGCUGGAUUUAGAACCUCAUUAGUCCUUUGAACGCUGCGGGUUAACAAAUAUUAGUUUCUUGGGCAAUGAAUGGUGGUGGUGCUACUUCCCACAGAAUGUUGAACCUCUAUGGCUGAUGAGAACUGACCUAAAUGGCAUGUUAACAUUGCAGCGUAAACCUUGCUGGAAUAAAUUAAGUCUUGCUUGCUCUGCUA